UUUGAAGUGGCCAAGAAAUAGCUUUUGCUUACACACGAGCCAGGUUAACUUAGGGUGACUCAAGAGUUAAGAGGUUCUCCUGAUGACAAAUUCGUAAUAUACUGUGGUCUCUCGUCAACUUCAAAUGUAAGACUAUCAUGAUGCGUAAAUUGAAGAUGACCUGGGUCUUUACAAUUUUAAUUUUUGCUCAAGCAACGUUCUCGAAGUCUAUAAAGAAGAAGCACAACAAAAAGGAGUCCAUACCUAACCAAAGAUCCCAUUACUUGUUACUUAUGGGGAACCCCAUAGAGGAUGUACACCACCACAAGGGACUAGGGAUGAUCCUGUCCUCUAAGCAUGGCGAGUCAGAAAAGCUGAAGGACACUCCAAGUAAGGAAGACCUUCAUCACUACAGCAAACAGAAAUCAGGCCUUGUAGCAACUCUGCAAUCGUCUUUAAGGGGAUCCCCAUCUGAUCGUGGCUAUAGCUACACCGAGGCACUGUUCACAGGAGCUCCUUUGUUAAAUGGAGUCCCAUUUACCAAGUCGGGUAAAACCCAAACACUUCAAAAAGGAAGCAGUACCGAAAAAACAGGGAAAGGAAGCGACAACCCUGCCCAUAGUUAUGAGAGUCAACCUUCUGCAAAGCUAAAUGUUGAUAAGAAUGGCAGUUACGAAGGAAAAGGAAAUGAUCACGUGGUAAAGGUAUCGAACACAGGGCACGGUUUCUGGGGAUUUUCUUCCCAUGAUACAACAAAGGAAAGCCAUCCAUUAAGCGACAAGGGAAAGGGUGAUCACACAAAUGAGAAGGACACACAGCAUCAAUUUAUAAAACCACGACCCUCUUUGGAUGUGUCACCUUACAAAUCAGAUAAUAAAGUCCCGGAGCCCACAAAAUACACAAAAGUUGAUCAAACGGCAGACACCUCGUCACAAAUUGAAAACCUUGAGAGAAACCCUUCCUCUGUCGAUAGGUCGUAUUCUAAUCCAAUGAAGAGUUACCAAUAUCAACACGAACAACCUGCCAAAACAGGAGUGAAUGAUCACCCCGUAGAGCGAGUGCACCAAAUCUUAGUGACAGGGGAGACCCAGGAGAAUUUUCCGUCUGAUGCCUUCAAAACCAAUCCGUCUGUCGAAGAAAAAACUGUGAACAACAAAAUACCUGAGAAAACCUAUAUCAAAGCGUAUGAUGAAGAAUCACACCUGUUAGGGUCUAGUGUCUUACACAACGGACGGCGGAGUGACCAUGAUAUAGAAGGACACCGCGGAUAUAACCCAAACGUAAUAACUGGAUCUUCUGAGUACUGGAGAACACAUGACAAACAAACAGAAUAUUCCCCACUUAACACAGUUACGGAUCCGUCACUGGGUGGUGUGGAACGUCUCGAGAAGGAGACAGGUGUUGCUCCUUUGGAGGAAUCAAGGAAUGCUUCACCAAACGGUUUCAAGAUUAACGAAGGAGUUUCUCAGGCUGAAAAUACACCUCAACAACAACACCCUGGCUAUCAUCAGCACAAUAAUAAUUAUGGCCAGCACAUUGCGUCUCACUUAAAAGAUGGAGGUGAAUCUGAUAAUCAAGAAUACGUUAAUGCCUAUAAGGCUAGACAAACACCAAAGUUAAAAUCAAAUGAUUCCUUUACAAUGCGUCUAGAGAGUUCAACACCAAGCCAAGGAUCUCCUGGAUUUGGAAGCUUGGUUAAUCAACUUCGACCGCAUAAGAUAAUCGAAAGCGCAUUUGAUGAAGAACUCACCCACAGGAUUAUAAUGGGGCCAUCAUAUGAACAAAGUGGCCAUUCCUUUCCCAAGAAGCCAUCAACUGAAAAACAAACCAAUGACAUACAAUUACAGUCCGGUUCGCAUAAUACUUUUUCCAAUGGAAACUCUGAGGAAGGCGAAUCAACAUCUUUCCUGCCAUAUCGUGAAGGAGAUAGUCGUGCUUCUCAUAGUCAAGAAAACGAGAAAUUACCAAAACCUGAAAAUGAAGCUAGAAAUGAACCAUCGCCACCUAUUUCUGGGGCUGUUACAGAUGAGUCACCAAAUAAUAGCCAAAAUGAAGAAGAAACACUACACAUUACAUCAGAUCGCCCGUUUUUAGGGAUUGUAGCCCAUCAAAGACCAAAACAAGAUAAUUCAUUUACCAACGAUGUAAGCUCUCAGAAGGAGAGCACAGAAGAAUCAAAGAAUGGUGCUGAACAUGAGCCUGAUGCUAAUUAUGAAGCUGGUCAAAUUACGGGAAAAGAAGGACGGCAACCAUUAGAUCAACAUGAAGCCGCUGAAACCAUGCCACAAAUUUCAAAUGGGGAGGAGAAUAAUACGGCGACUAAUAAUCUCGAGCAUGCGAUGCUAUCAAAAGAUCAAGGCCAGCCAUCAGCUGAGGUUACAAGCCAGAGGGACACAUCGCAUUACCGACUUUCGGGGAAAGCUGUAGAUACGACCUCGAAUUAUGAAAAUACAGACACUAAUAGCCAAGAAACACAGCAAAAACCCGAUGAACAAACAGACACUUUACAAGGCAGUAGUGUCACACGUGAUCCUGGUUCAAAUAACGAACCAACUGACACACGUGAUCCUGGUUUAAAUAACGAACCAACUGACCACUCGUAUAAGUUUCAACAGAGACUAUCAAACGAACAAGAAUCCUACAAAGAAAAUCAAGGACUACCCCAACAUGGCGAGGGUGUUCAGCUGAACAACUUUGGUCAUACAGACUCAGGAGACCUGUCAGUCGAAGCAUCCUCACCCACAGAUGAAAAAAGUGAUAAUCCUUCCCUUUAUAGCCAUCAUGAGAAAGUUGAGCACCAAGAUAGAUAUAUUGAGGGAUCUUCAGCAAAUCCAGUCCAGGAACAAGAAUCCAUUCAAGGAGUGCAGCAACAGGAGUCCUCGCCAGUCGGUAACGAACGAGAACAUGGAGUGAAUUCUGACAACUCAAAUUUUUCAGAAAACUCACCUAGCCGAGGUGAAACUAAUGAAGAGAACUUCAAUCUCGAAGCUCAAAAACAAGAAACUUUUGGCAACAGUAAUGCUGACUUUGCACACGGACAAGUGGAACAACUAGAAGAAGCAAUAUCACCAGCUAGAGUAGAACUUUCUAGUGGCAGUAAUACGGAAACCCUAACAGAACAAGAGACAUCACAUCAGCCAGAACAUAAAGAAUCCUUCUCCCAAGGUUUCUCUAAACAGGAUGAAGAAAAAAGCACAAAGCCAUUGAUAAUAAGUUCUGAACAAGAGACUGUAAGUACUGAUAGAGCAAGUGACUCAACGGAACAAAACGCAUUGCACGAUAAGCAAAUCCAAAUAAAAGUUGGGAACCCAGAGGAAGGUGGUGAGAUUCCAAAGGCAGACCAAUCAAAAGAUGAUGAUGAGGGAAAAGUACUGAUACCAUUUUAUCGCGCUAAAACCCACAAUCAGAAGACCUCUCAAGAGAUCGAAAGCAAUCAGUCGAAGGGAAAUGAUCAGGAAAAUAGGAAUCAGAGGAUAGUGUACUUCUUGAAAAUGGCAAAAGGUAUUCCACUUUUAAACACUAGAAAAGUAGCGCACCAUCCAGAGCGAAAUAAUGCAGGAAAUCGUGAACCGGGAGAGCAUUCUACAAACAAAGUAAUGAACCAAGACCCCAGAAUAGAGAGUACUCCAGAAACGGACGUUGAUGUGAAUGGAGGAAGAAGAUAUCCUUGGAGUUGGCAAAGAAAACCUAGUCGUCUCCCAAGUUCUCAAACAUCUGAGGGACAGAGACCUUCCCCAAGUUCUAGUCAACGUCCCCAACCUGAACCGUACCCUAGUCCUAGCCCUAGCCCACCGAGUGGCGGCGGUGGUGCCCUUGGUGGCAGCAGCGUCAAUUCUAACGAGCCACAGCCCGAUUCAGAGUUUGAGCAAGAAGCGUUGAAAACGCAUAAUAAAUAUCGAAAGGUACAUGGUGUCCAAGAGAUGACCUUGGAUCGAGACCUCAGUAACCAGGCUAAAGCCUACGCACAAAAAAUUGCAAACAUGGGUCAGCUGCUGCACUCAUCUCAGGCAGAAAGAGGAACUAGUACAGGCGAGAAUUUGGCUUACGCCUGUGCGUCAAACGGUACUCCGCUGACAGGAGAAUCUGCGACCAAAAUGUGGUACGAUGAAGUGUGCAAACCUGGCUACAACUUUGCUUCAGGUGGAUUCAGCUCUGGAACAGGUCACUUUACUCAGGUGGUAUGGAAGGACAGCGUUAAGCUGGGCAUCGGACAAGGGAAGGCCACUCAGAAUGGAAUGCAAUGUAUCUAUGUGGUUGGUCGUUAUGACAUCGCGGGUAACAUGAUGGGAGAAUUUCAGGAUCAAGUGUUGAGAGGAAACUUUAACAAAGGAUACUGUAGAAAUAUAAAAAAAAAGUAGCCUGUAAGAACAGUUUGGACGGGUAGGAUAUUGAAAAACGAACUAAUUACACCGUAGAGGUCUAAAUGGAACUUUUUCUUCCUGCCUUAAGUAGGAGGGAUUGCCCAUAAAUAAAAUGUUUGGUAUCGUGGUAAGGAUAGCGAUAGCUUGAAAGCGCUUUUGGAAAUUUUAUUACCCAUGAUCCCCAUCAUGUGCCUCAACAUAGUGCCUCCGAAUAGCAGACACGUGUUUCAAUGUUUGAUUUCACGCGUACUUUACUACCCUGGUAAUAAAACAUUCACUUAGUCUUCAAUGUUCUUGAAAUGAGAAAAGUCAUAAUUUUCUUGUUUUAAAUAAGCUAUAAAUUGACAAAGAGUAGAGUCAUAUUUAUACAUAA
Stylophora pistillata is the source of this 4713-nucleotide messenger RNA. RefSeq lists its product as uncharacterized. NCBI's taxonomy places the organism in Eukaryota, Metazoa, Cnidaria, Anthozoa, Scleractinia, Pocilloporidae. The record is from RefSeq and is a predicted model, not a curated record. Gene Ontology annotation, cellular component: extracellular region.